AUGAAGUUGCUAUUUCUUGUAUUUCCAGCUCUUGUUACUGUAUGUUUCAGUCAAGAAUUAAUAGAUUUGAGUGACUUUAGUGGAAAUAAUAUUAAAAAUCAGUUGAAUACAGUUCCUGCACCUUUUGGAAUUUACAUUUCUGCCCAUUCGGAUUCCGCGAAUUUAUUGUCUAGUAUGUUUAUUGUCACUGGAAAUGGAAAACAGAUUUCACUGAACGAGUUGAAGAACCGGAAAGCUGCAGAUAAUCCAUCAGAACUGGAGCCUUACACAGUGGAUGAUACUGCAUAUCUGACGACUGCUCUCACUAAAUAUCAAUUAAGUCAACUUAAUGGUGUCAUGUACAUUGGUAUAUUCAAUCAGUUGUUGAAUAAUAACUUCUUCGUCAUGGACAUUUCCAAUGCAAUGAAUAUAAAACUUCAAAGACUCGGCAAAAUCAAUUCAACUAUUCUAUUCUUAAACACUAAUAUGGCUUUGAAUCCAUAUAAAUCAAGUGUUAUCAGUCAAUGGAAACAAAAUGGAGACUCAUCUGCAUAUCUCUACGCCAACUAUCCGAUGGACACACCCGAGACAAAAAACUCUCAAAUAUUCUCAAAUCCGAUGAAAACCGAUCAAACCGAUGUGUUCUUUUCAAAUGUAGAAAAGUUUUCAAUCAUCAUGAAGUCGUUUUAUUUGAAAACAUUUAAUGGGGGACCUGACUUCACAGUGACACCUGGAUAUUACUCCAUCGAUAGAACAACUACUUCCGCAUACACUACCACUGGAUUCUACAUGAAACAGAGUGGGAAAAUUGACAGCACAAUGACGAUCAAUACGAUGAGAGAUACUAAAUACUCUGGAGUAACCGGUGCAAAUAUAAUCGGAAGUCUCCCAGUGGGUGGCAAGGUUCAAGUGGGAGAAUAUGAUGGAGCAUCGAAAAAUGAGUUCUCGAUUCCUCCGAAUGAUUCUAUUGUUCCAUGGAGUGCUCCAGUUAUUGGACAGAACAUUCAGAUUUCGUCAGAGAAUGGGGCACCCGGACAGUAUUAUGUGCAGUAUUUUGUUUUCCAAGGACAACUCUCUACUGGAGCCACUUCUCUCCCUGGUCGACAGACUACAGUGAACCCUGGAAAUCCAACAGUUCCAGGAAAAACCACAACAAAAAUUGAAACCACAACAAAAUCUUCUGGGCUAUUGAACACUAUCGGGUCAAUGAUUAUUAUGACUGUUUACUGUCUUGUUUUGAAGUAA
This is a messenger RNA of Caenorhabditis remanei, 1224 nucleotides long. RefSeq lists its product as uncharacterized. NCBI's taxonomy places the organism in Eukaryota, Metazoa, Nematoda, Chromadorea, Rhabditida, Rhabditidae. The transcript has 6 exons. The record is from RefSeq and is a predicted model, not a curated record. Gene Ontology annotation, biological process: innate immune response. The coding region runs from base 1 to 1224 and encodes 407 amino acids. Gene Ontology annotation, cellular component: membrane raft.